Messenger RNA from Hemibagrus wyckioides, 1226 nucleotides. RefSeq names its product linkage group 10 C6orf120 homolog (gene lg10h6orf120). The record is from RefSeq and is a predicted model, not a curated record. NCBI's taxonomy places the organism in Eukaryota, Metazoa, Chordata, Actinopteri, Siluriformes, Bagridae. The transcript has 2 exons. Bases 196 to 756 code for a protein of 186 amino acids.
AAUAAUCAUGAUUAAUUAAGGUGAGGAUUAUGGUGUGGUGUGGUGUACACCUGGAAGGCGGCAGGUGGCAGUAAAGCACCUUUGGUUUGUAAAAGGUAUGAAGAAGAGAGAGAACUUCAGUAGCGCUGUUAGCAGGUUGUUUUUGACAAUGCACUGGAAGGCUGCAGAUAUGUUUGGUGGCCGGCAGCAGUGACCAUGCUGUGUUUCCGUAUUCCGUUUUUGCUGGUACUCCUUUCUCAGGUCCAAGAAUCCAUCCAGGCCUCUGAGGACUUCUCAGUGCCUGAUGAAUGGAUCCUGCUUCAUGUUGUUCAAGGUCACAUCGGCGCAGGCAACUACAGCUACUUGCGCCUCAACCAUGACGGACGCAUCAUCCUGCACAUGCUCAGCCUCAAAGGCGACGCCGACCUCUACGUCUCCGACAAGACUCUGCGUCCGGACUUCGAUACCUACAAGCUCCAGUCGGUCACCUGCGGUCACGACGUGGUCGUGGUUCCAGACGACUUUGUUAGACCGGUGGGCAUCGGGAUCUACGGGCACCCUUCUCACCUGGAGAGCGAGUUUGAGAUGAGAGUGUUUUAUGAUCAGACCGCUUUAACCGAGGACCUGUUUCAAAGGGAUUCUUAUUCUUCAGAGCAGAAUAAUGAACAGCCCAAAUACCCACAGCCGGGCACCGGAGAGGAAUUUGAUGAAGAGGAGCCCAUCCUGUGGACCAUUCUCAUCGGGAUCCUGAAGAUAAUACUUGAAAUUUUGUUUUGAUCGUUGAUGUGAUUUUUGCCAUUAGGAUUAGCAACUUAGAAAAGAGCAAUGAAAUAUAUAUGGCCAAAGUAACAAGCACUGGAGGGAUUAUUUCUUCUCUUUUGGUAAACAGGUUGAAUUUUUUUUAUCUAGGCCUAAAUCCAGAAGUCUUAAUUGUCAUAACAAACAGAAAAUACAGUCUCUAGACAUGUUACCCUUGAUCACAGGCAAGUGGCAGUUUUACUGUCAAUGUAAGUGAUUUGUCUAUUUGAUUGUAAAGUCAUUUUCAGUUGCAUUACUAAUGUAUUAAUGAUUACGUUGGAAUCUGCUGAGGUUCUGAGCCCUAUGCAAUCACCCAAAUCAGCUUUUGGAAAGAAUAACAACUGUGCCUUUUGUCAGAGUCCUUUCCUUAAGAAAUGGAAAGGCAUGAUAUGAUGCAACCAUAGCGUUUGUAACAUUUUCAAAUAAAAUUCAGUCACUUGUGCACUAUC